AUGCUUUCUUCUUUUCUCCAUCUGGCGCUGGCCGCCAGUGCUGUUCAGGCCUACACUGUUAUUGUGGUUGAUCACUUCAUGUACAAGAACAUCGACCCUAUCGUGAUGCCCGGGAAAUACAAGUCUCAUUUGCAUGAAUUCUUCGGCUCGGAUGCCGUCAAUGUCAGCACUACUACCUCAGCAGAACUCCAACAAGGUUGCUCUACUGCUCAGAACCCCAAUGACUUCUCCGUCUACUGGACUCCUGCACUACUCGCUGAUGUCGGCGGCAAAACUGUACCAGUCAAGCCUAUGCGCUUUUCAGCCUACUACAUCGGUAUCGAAGCCGCCGAAGUCCCCAUCCCUCAAAAUUACAAGACGAUCGCCGGCAAUGCUUCCGCCACAGCCCAGGCUCAACUCAACAAACUAGCCGGUGUGCAAUGGUUCUGCGAGGGCGAUUCAGCUCCUGCAAGCAAGGAAACUGCAGCUUUCCCUACUUCCACCUGCUCCACUCAUCUGCAGAAUUUGCUCCUCUUCCACGACUGUGUUAACGUGGAUACCCUGGAGUCAGCAUACUCCGGAACACAAAACUGGGUCAACGGAUACAAAGCUGCCAAUCGCUGUCCACCUAACAUGAAGCGUAUGCCUCAAUUGCGCUUCUCUAUCCGCUAUGAUCUGCGCAAGGUCCUUGCUACCGGCUGGUCUGGAACUGCUCCUCUGAAACUGGCUUCUGGAAACUCUUUCUCUAUGCAUGGAGAUUUCAUCAACGGAUGGGUGCCAGAGGCUGCACAGAACAUGUUGAAGGCGAACAGCAAGAGAGAUUUUGCUGGUGUUGAUGGACCGUUGGGCAAAUACAAUGCUGGAAGUAUUUGCAAAGAUAAGGCUGAGGAUGCUGAUCCUAACCAUGGUACUGCCGAUUAUGCCACCAGUGUACAGAUGAUGAGGGCGGCGUAG
Molecule: messenger RNA, 933 nt
Organism: Aureobasidium pullulans EXF-150
Lineage: Eukaryota; Fungi; Ascomycota; Dothideomycetes; Dothideales; Saccotheciaceae
Exons: 2
Coding region: 1-933 (310 amino acids)
Source: RefSeq, a predicted model, not a curated record